Messenger RNA from Caenorhabditis angaria, 5969 nucleotides. NCBI's taxonomy places the organism in Eukaryota, Metazoa, Nematoda, Chromadorea, Rhabditida, Rhabditidae. The record is from the annotation of a GenBank genome assembly.
AUGUCGAAUGCUGGGUAAGUUUAUCUUUUUUGAGUAGGGGAUAACUGUAAAGUUAUAUGAACUUAUGAAAAAUGUUGAACUAUCUGAACUUCAAAAAACGCAAGUUUCGAAAAAAAAAAACAAUAAGAUUUCUAAACAUUAUUGAUGAAAGAUAAUAUGGGCAAAUAUCUAUCAUAUUCAAAAAAUCAUAUAUCAAAUACCAAAUCAAAAAUACAUGACUAAUUUUUAUCCCGCCUGGAUUUCUAAAAACCAAACCAGUAACUAUUUAGAAAAAUUAAUUUGAUAUUUAUUUAAUAAAGGAGAUAUAUUCACGUGACACAUGUUUCGGAACCAUUUCUAGAAAAAAUUCAAGUUUUCACAAUAUAAUUCAACACUAAAAAAUCUGUGACUCAUUUUAACCCGUCUGGGUUUUCGAAAACUACAAUGACUAGUUGUGAGGUUGUUCUAAAAUAAUCCAAUCAUUUUUAUAAAAAAUUUUCUCUCACCUAUAGGUGAGAGAAAAAUGAAAAUAAAAUUUUUUAAAGUCGAGAAGUUUUCAAGAAUAUAUUGAUUUCACGAUUACAAGAAACUCUGUUGUUAAUCUAGAAAAUUAUUAGUACCGCCUUAUUAAAAACAGAUCUGAAAUUAUAUAAUUUAAUAAUUUUCAGAAAAUGAAAAUGCAUAGUUCAGGUGCCAUUUUCAUAAUUAUUUUGGAAGUUAAUUUCGAUUUUUCUCGUGUUGAAAGUGAUAAAAGUUGGAAAGAUUUCCAAAAUUCAUUUUUUCCUAUUUUUUUCACGUGGCAUUCCUGAGAAUUUUAAAAAAAAUUAAUAAAUAAAUUUAUUUAUUUUCUCAAUAAAAUGUGUUUUUCCUGAAAUAGUUCAAGAAAAUUUUCAGCUUAACUUUUAUCACGAGAAAUUUCGUAAUUUUCAAAAAUAUUUUUGUGAGCGAUUUUUGAAGAAGCAAAAAUCAUUAAUUCGAUUUAUUAUUGUUUUUGCCUUUUCUGCUUCUUCUCGCACAUUUAUUGCCAUUUUUCCAUCUGAUUUUUCCAAUAUUUUUCUGAUUUUUUUUUUUGGAAAAAUGAAUUUUUUGUUACUCAAAAAACGUAAAAAACAGUGAGUCUUUCAAAAAUUCCCCCAAAAUAUCAUGCAAUUAUUUAUAUAUUUUGUGUCUGUGUUGAAAAUGACACCUUUUUGGAUAACUUUCGAGGUAUGAGGUAAUAUUUAAAACAGAAGUGAAACGAAGUUCAGCCAAUUAUCAAUUUUGUGUCGAUUCGAUGCAUUCAAAAAACAUUAAAAAUAUAGAGAUUUAGAGAUUUAGAGAAAAAUAUAAUAGGGAUAACUUUUUGUGAGCGCGAAAAUAUUUGUACUUGUUUUGUGUUGGACAUCAUUUUGAAGUGUACUUUGGUACUACAUGCUUAGAGGUUGGUUAAGAAAUAUUAGAGAUAGAAUUUUGAACAAAACCAGUUAAAUAUUUUUAAAUCCGAUAAAUCGUAUACAUCAGUAAUUUUUUGGAUGAAGAUUUCAAAAUCAGAUGACUGUAGAUUAGUAGUUCAGAAAUUUGGCUUGAAAGUUAUUAUCGAUUUUCCAAUCAGCUCUCAAAAAAGGUUAUAUUGUCAAUAAAAUAUUAUAAAAGUUGGUAAAUAAUGAUUAUAUUUCUUUUCUACCAAAACAUCUCAAAAGUUUUCCUCACAUUUUUGAAUACCCACCAAUUAAAAGUGCUUUGAUUUUGAGAAAAAUAAGAUAUAAACAAGAUUUACCACUAUAUUUCUGAUGAGGGAUAUUUUCAGCUUCCAAAUAUGUUACAAAUUGUUUUUACAGGCGCCGUUUCAGUACGGUGACACAAAUCAAUACAGACGGCCUACAAGCAAUGGCCAAAGGAACAGGUAAUAAUAUUCGUAUUUUUUGAAAAAAAGACAGACAAAAAUCAAAAAAAGAUCAAAUUGUUAUCUUCGGUGUUUUUCAAUAUGCAAAUAUGUAAUGAAAAUACAAAAUUAUAUAUUUUUAAAUUACAGGGAAAAUGGAAACCGUUGGAGAAGACGGUGAAUCGAGAUCUCGAAAAUUCACAACAAGUCUAGGACAUUUGGCAUUAUAUAAAGAAGAUGAAGGAACUGGUGCACCAGCUUCAUUUAUUUCUGGAUACACAACACCGGGACCAAAAGAAAGAGCAACAUCAGAACAUAAAAAGGCAAAUCUUGGAAUAAUGUUGGGUGUUUAUUUACCAACAAUUCAACAUAUUUUGGGUGUAACUAUGUUUAUUCGAUUAUUUUGGGUGGUUGGAAUGGCUGGAGUUGGAAUGACUAUGGUUCUUUUGGCGAUUUGUUGUUUAUCAACACUUUUAACAUCAAUAUCUUUAUCAGCUGUUGCUACAAAUGGUGUAGUUGAAAGUGGUGGUGCAUAUUUCAUUAUUAGUCGGAAUCUUGGAGUGGAAUUUGGAUCAGCUGUUGGAAUAUUGUUCUAUCUCGCAAAUACUGUAGCAGCAUCAAUGUACAUUGUUGGAGGUGUUGAAGUUUUACUGGUUAGUUUCAAAGAAAUAUUGCAGAUUGGCAUCAACGUCAAAUUGUGUGGCACCGAAACGAGAUUAGAAAAUAAAAAUUUUGUGUGUCGCUACAGUAAUCGUAAUCAACACACAAUACUAUGUGGAUUACUGUAAUGACACCCAAAAUUUUUAUUUUUUAAUCUCGUUUCGGUGGCACACAAUUUGAUGUUUUUGUCAUAUCAGCUCAACUGGUUCAAAUUUUUUCUAGAUGUACAUUUAUCCCGAAAUGGCAAUUGGCGGUUCUGAAGCUCUUCACGAUACUGAACUAUUCGGAACACUUUACAACAAUCUUCGAUUAUACGGCACAAUUUUCUUGAUUAUCCAAGCUUUAAUUGUGGCAAUGGGUGUGAAAUUUGUUCAACUUCUUGCUCCAGUUUCUUUGAUGUGUGUUAUUUUGGCCGUUUUUGCGUGUAUCGCUGGAGGAGUUGAAAAGGGUCUAACUGGAUCUGGAACUUAUGUUUGUUCGAUUGAUGAUCAUUUAAUACAAACGCAUGUUCUUCGAGAAGAAUCACAUAAAAAUUUGACAAAUGGAACAGUUAUGGAUAUUUGUAGCUUGUGUGAUAAAUCUUCAAGGUAAGAAAUUGGUUAGAUUCUAUAAAUUGUUUAUCAAAUUAUUUCAGUAUUGAGAAAGUGUUUUGCGGUGAUUUGAAUGAUGAAAAAAGAACCACUGAAGACGAACAAUUUUGCACACAUUUUACAUCAAAGAAAAUGACAUGUGAUAUGGGAUUUCCUGGUUUUAACAUGAAGACACUUACAGAUAAUAUGUGGGAAGAAUAUAUGGAGAAAAAUCAAGUUGUUCCAAAUGUUAUUGGAAAAGCCUCUGCUGAAGUUGUUCAAGAUGAAAGUUCGCAUUUCUUCCUUUUGAUGGCUAUUUAUUUUCCUGCUGUGACUGGUAUUUUUACCGGAACAAAUAUGAGUGGAGAUUUGGCAGAUCCUCAAAGAAGUAUUCCGAUUGGAACUAUUGCAGCAACUCUGACAACAUCAGCAAUUUAUUAUAUUCUAGCAUUGUUAUUUGGUGGUUCAAUUGAUCGAAGCAUUCUUCGAGAUAAAUUUGGGCGAUCGAUUGAUAAUACAAUGGUUGUUGCUGCACUCUCGUGGCCUCAUCCAAGUAUUGUUACGGUUGGAGCGUUUUUGUCGACUUUUGGUGCUGCUCUUCAAUGCUUGUGCAGUGAGUUUGGAGUACUGUAGUUGAAGAAAUUUUCUGAGAUCGUGAAUGAAUUUCAGAAUAGGAAUAUAUCUAUUGUUUUCACGUUAAUAAGGCUUCAAAAUUUCGGAAAAAAAACUUUUGCUUGAAAAUUUAGAUUUUUUUUGCUAAAUUAAAAAGAACAGGUUACUCAACACAUGAAUUCUCAAAGUAAAUUUCUAGUUUAUUUUUCAAAAUUUCAAUGUUUGAUUUAAGGUGCCCCAAGAUUGCUUCAGUCAAUUGCGAAAGAUGAUGUCAUCCCAAUUCUAGCUCCAUUUGCUCGAGUCACAAAAAAGAAUGAACCAUUCCUCGGUCUUAUUCUUACUGUAAUCAUAGCUGAAAUGGGAAUUCUUCUUGGCGCUGUCGAUAAAAUUGCCGAAGUUCUCGAUUUCUUCUUUUUGAUGUGUUAUGCAUUUGUGAAUAUGAUUGCAUUUCUUCAUUCAAUUUUGAAAGCUCCAAAUUGGCGUCCUCGAUUCAAAUAUUUCCAUUGGUCACUUUCUCUUCUUGGUGCAGUUUUAUGUUUUUUCAUCAUGUUUGCAUCAGAUAUUCCAAAAGCUUGUAUUGCUUGUAUUCUAACUGCUGUUAUUUACAAAUAUGUUGAAUGGAAAGGUGCGAAAAAAGAAUGGGGAGAUGGAAUGAGAGGAUUAGCAUUAUCAACUGCGCAGUAUAGUUUGUUGAAAGUUGAAGAUAAAGAUCCACAUCCGAAAAAUUGGCGACCACAAAUUCUAAUUUGCUUGACAAGUCAAUGGUCAAAAGAGCUGAUUGAUCGACGAGCAAUUUCAAUGCUAAAUCUUGGAGCACAACUAAAAGCUGGAAGAGGUCUUGCAAUUGCAUGCGCAUUUUUAAAAGGAAGUGCAGAUUCACAAAAAGAUAAAGAUCAUGCAAAACGAAUCAAACAAGGAUUAUUGAAAGAUAUGGCAACUAUUCGACUUCGAGGAUUUGCAAAAACAAUGUUUUAUAAUAAUCAUCAAAUAAAUGGAACUAUUUCCGGAUUAUAUCAAUCGAUUGGAAUUGGAGGAUUAAAACCGAAUACGGUAUUAUUAAAUUGGCCAAAUGAUAAAAGUACAGAUGAAAUCAUGCUUUUUGCAGGUAAACAAAUCAGUUUUCAAAAAGCAAAGAACGUUUUCUUUCUGAAAAAAAACCGACAAAAUAACUCUAACCAAAAUAAAAUAUUUAUAUUGCAGAAGAGAUAAUCCAUGGAGCUGCAAAUGACAAUUGUUUGAUUGUUACAAAAGGAAUAACUGAUUUCCCCGAACAUUCUGAAAGAUUAACUGGAUUUAUUGAUAUUUGGUGGAUUGUUCAAGAUGGUGGAAUACUUAUGCUGAUUGCUUAUUUGUUGAAACAACAUAAAGUUUGGAAAGGUUGCUCGCUUCGGAUUUUUGCAGUCAGCGAACAAGAUUCAGCGAAAAGUGCUGAUAUGAAAGCUGGACUUCAGAAAUAUAUUUACAUGCUAAGAAUUGAUGCCGAACUUUUUGUGAGUUUAAAAAAUCGGAGAAAAUAUUCAGAUUGAUUUGAAAAUUGAAACUACAGUAACCGUUGAAUUAAAAAAUAGUCAAGAAAUUCUCUAAUUACAUAUGUAUGUUAAUCGAAAAAUGCUGAUUCAAAUAAUUUAAAACUAUGUACUCAUAGAAUCCAUAUUUUUUAGAUCGUGGAUCUUCUCGACAUGGAAGUAUCCGACGAAGUUGUUGACAAAACAGUCGAAGUCGAAAAGAAACAAAAAGAGCGCGAAGAAUUACGAAGAAGUAAAAGUGGAUAUUUGAAUGAUGGAUAUAUGGAUGAUAUGGGAAGACCAAAAACAGCUGCAUCAAUCAGAAAUAGUGAUUCGACGAGAAGCUUCACACCAACACCAGCUCAUGUUUCUAUUAAUUUGGAUGAAAAUGAAACAUCAUUUACUGAGUGAGUGCAGUUUCUCAAUAAUUAUAUAGUUAAUUAAUGUCUUUAGUAAUAUUCUCGAUGAAUUCUAUCGUUCCGGAACUCCAACAGAAGAUGUCGAAUCUGCUACCAAAUUGAAUAUUCAUAAAAUGAAUACAUCAGUUCGUCUAAAUCGAGUAAUUCGAGAAAACUCUCCAGAUUCCCAACUUAUUCUUUUGAACUUGCCGUCGCCUCCAAGAAAUCGUGUCUCAUUCAAUAAUUCUUACAUGGUAAAAAUCGAAAAAUAGAAAAGUCAUAAAUACUAAAGUUUCAGACAUACCUUGACGUUUUGACCGAAGAAUUGCCGCGUGUUUUAUUCAUUGGUGGAAGUGGUAGAGAAGUUAUCACAAUAGAUUCAUAA